CAGGAACAUUCAUGUACGGUUCAUGGGUUGGCGUCGGUUUUGGCUCUUCUUCCUCUUCUUCUUCUAACGUUCUUGUAACCGCCAUUUUUUUCUGUUCAUUACGAAAUGACAGAAACGUCACUCUCCGAACAGCACACAAAACAACGCGCGUUCGAGAAAGGGGGUUCGGAAAGGGAAAUCUGCGUUUCACACAGGUUUUGCGGAAGGGACGCGUGUGUUUUGUGUAACACCACAAACCUAAUAUAAAAUGAACGUAGUACCGGCCUCGACCAAGCGGCUGGUGCUUUCGUUAUAUCGCGAUUUGCUUCGGUACGGCGCCCAGCUGCAGCACACCGACCAGGACUACUUUCUCAACCGCAUUAGGCGCGAAUUUCGUCAGUCGGCGUCACUGACCGACCCGAAAGAGAUUGAGUUCUGCUACAAGCGAGGACGCGCUCUACUCGAUCGGGCCCGGGUGAUAUAACAUGCUCGGCCUGCUGCGAUGUGUCGCUCUUGAAUCGACCGCACAGUGGAAGGCUCUUUCCGCAUCCCCAUGGCGACGAUGCCUCUCGAAAGCCAUCGAUCACAGCCGGGUGCCGGUGCUGCGCGAUGAAGAUCUGGAGGAAUCGUUCGUGCGGGGCAGUGGACCGGGUGGACAGGCAGUUGCCAAGACCAACAACAAGGUGGUGCUGACGCACAAACCGACCGGGAUCGUCGUGCAGUGCCACACAACGCGGUCGCUGUUUGAGAAUCGUCGCGAAGCGCGCAAGAUGCUGAUCGGCAAGCUGGACCAACUGUACAAUGGCGAUCAGUCGGUGGAGGCGCAACUCCAGCGGAUCGAAGCCAAGAAGCAGACGGAAACGGCAAGACGCAAGCAAAAGCUGCAGGCAAAGAAAAAGGCUUGGAAAGAGCGUGAAUUUGGUGACGAGUCGGACAAGAGUAGCUAAACCAAAUGGCGGGUAGUCUUUAAUAAACGCUUAAUGUUUUACAA
Molecule: messenger RNA, 970 nt
Organism: Anopheles gambiae (African malaria mosquito)
Lineage: Eukaryota; Metazoa; Arthropoda; Insecta; Diptera; Culicidae
Product: mitochondrial ribosome and complex I assembly factor AltMIEF1
Exons: 2
Coding region: 248-463 (71 amino acids)
Source: RefSeq, a predicted model, not a curated record